Zychaea mexicana is the source of this 2105-nucleotide messenger RNA. RefSeq names its product mitochondrial carrier domain-containing protein. The coding region runs from base 400 to 1872 and encodes 490 amino acids. The record is from RefSeq and is a predicted model, not a curated record. The transcript is spliced from 5 exons. Gene Ontology annotation, biological process: mitochondrial L-ornithine transmembrane transport. Gene Ontology annotation, molecular function: L-ornithine transmembrane transporter activity. Lineage: Eukaryota; Fungi; Mucoromycota; Mucoromycetes; Mucorales; Lichtheimiaceae.
GCCUGAAUAUGCCAGGCCGUAGAGUAAAGGCAUUUCGCAGAUUGGCUGGUGUAGAUAUUAGGAGCAAGGAUCGAAGCACGGAAAUAAUAAUGAAAACAGGACCAGUGUUGUCUCGACGUAUUCUUAUAUAGUCGCAGCACAACAACCAAAAAAUGGUGAUCAUAUGUAGGACUAUAUAUGUACAUGGAUGCCCAUAAAGAUUGAUGCGUGUAUAUAGUAUUUGUGUGCUUCUAACCACAUAUGCACGACGUUCUUGUAAGUAACGUCAGGACAAGCUAAGUUUCGUGUCUGUGGUUGUGGAGCUGGCAAUUUGGUUUUUCCGAGAAACUUUCAAACACAACAGGUCGUGGUGGUAAUAGUGGGUUGUUUGUUGUCGUACCUUGCUCAAUGUGCAACUGAAUGACACCGCCAACGACAAUUGCUGCCGAAUCUCUGCGACGAACCAACGACGUUACUGCAGUAUAUCCUCCGACCGACUUCUCUUCGUCUUGGUCCGCUGCCCUUCCAGCUAGCAGUAGAUCAGUGCAAUCUGCAGCAAUCAAAUACGCACAACAACCUUAUGGCAGCAUGGCAACAACAGUUCAAAACAAGCGCAAAAAAGCAAAGGAAGUAACUUCAGUUGGCGGUAGUACAGCCAUUGCUCGUUCCCUCAUGAUGCAGGGACUGUACUUGUUUUACAGGACGCCUGUGAAGGUAUGUCGCUUUCUGUAUAUUUUAUAUUUACAACUGUCUCUACCCGUCGGAAACCAGCUGAUUUACGAUUUGUACACAAAAAAGCUGUUUAGACCGCUACGAAUCGAUUAUCUAAUGAUGGCCAGGGCAUUGUUACCACCGGUCGAUGAAGCUUCUACAAAAAGAUUCUCGUUUCGAUACACGUCGAUUGGCAUGAUUUCACACGCAGUAAAAAAGCAAGGGUGGAAUUUUAUACCUCGUCAUAUCCUGCCACCACUGCUUGCAAAUACAAUGAUAGGCACAGUACUGUACACAACAUACAUUGCCUCGCUACCCAUGUUUCAUCCUGCUUCUUCGUUCCAGCUACACCGACCAUUUCCUCCGCCUCCUUUCUCAUCCGUAUUUAUGGCCGGCUGCCUUGCCGGCGCAAUGCAAUCCAUUGUUGCUGCUCCCUUGGACUCUGUCAAAAUCCGGUUUGAAGUGAGCGAUCUAAUGGAAGGAAAACAUCGGUCAAUGUAUCAGUUUGCAAAAUCAACCCUUAAAGAGCUGGGCAUCGCAAGCGCAUACCGUGGGUUUUCUCUGACGCUAGUGCGUGACUCGCUGUCGUGUGGAUUGUUUUUUGCCACGUUCGAAUGGGUCAAGCAACAGGGGUAUUAUUACUUUCUUGACGAGAUGUAUGGUCUACAAGUGGAUUCUCGGAAAACACUGCAUCAACUGGAAGGAAUGCAUCGGCAUCAUGGCGAAAAAGAUAUUAGCCAUUCUAUAUCCACCGAGAAAAGCGCGAAUCCAUCAAAUAUUGCUACCAAGGAACGACCGCCAUUGAUGCUCGAGCCGAUCUUUGUCAUUUUGGCGGGUGCAGCGGCAGCAGUAGCAUACCAAAUCAUUGAGCACCCAUUGUCAAAGAUACAUAGCAUAUUCUAUAUUGAAGAAGGACAAUCAGAAUUUACCCACAAAGAUAAGCGUGAGUCUGUGCGGGUGCUUUAUCGGAAAACAUGGGAGCAAUGCAAGCUGCAAGUACGAAUGCAUGGCGGAAGCUGGAGGAAAUUCAUGUACCAGGAGUUUGGCAGUACCGUGAUCAAGGUGGUUCCUGCAACUAGCAUUGGAUUUCUAGUGUUUGAACUCGUCAAGCGGGAGGUCGACUUUCGCAGUAUAGCAGCCUUUGAAGAGGAAUAUGAAACACUCGAUCCAUCACAUCCUUAGAAAACAACGUCUCCGAAACCAUAAUAUGUGUGUGUAAAUUUACUUUGCUUUUCCCCUUGUACAUAUACCCCUCCCCAGUCUCUGUCAUGUAGAAUAUACAUUUUGCUUUCUCGACGAUUUGCUUCGCUUAAUUAUAAUCUUUUCUCUUUGUUCCUCGCCACAUCUGUUUCAGUCUUCUAGUAAAUAAAAACCAAGUAAUAUGAAGGGCUAAUGGCCUAGAUCCAUCAGAAAAC